AGGAGGCACCCUCUCAUAAAUGCUUUCUCCCUCAGACGUCGCACAUAAACAAACUGCGUUACAACUUAACAUUCGCAACAUCACAGACGCGACACAGGCUGCUCCUCGUACGGGGAGCUGUUAUUCCGCACGAUACCUUAGACGAGUAGGAAGCCAGCAAGAGGAAAAAGAAAACUUUUUUGCGGCCGUUUCUUGUUGCUUGCCAAUAUUAUUUUAUUAUUUUAUUUUUUUGAGAUUUCUCGAUACAAACAGGAUAUUUUUAUACUAAGUUGAUAUCACAUGUAAAGACGGAACCGCCACAGCAAACCAAGCCCGGUUCGGAAGAGCGCGCGACGCCGAGCUCCGAGCACCAGCGACUAGACACCUCUCGUCUGACGUCUCACGUGCUGCCUCAUCCCGGCCGGAACCACGCCACCCCUCCACCUCGGACCCCCAUCACCAUUCAGCGCGACGCUCUCUCACCAGAUCUAUGGCAUUCUGACAAUGAACAAGCGCGCUCAGUUAUUGGAACAGCUGCAGUUUGUCCAGUUGAAAUGCACACCUCGAGACAUGCCCUGUGUGCAGGCCCAGUACGGGCCGGUGCCCACCGGCUCAGCCUACUCUGGCCAGACGUUCGGCUACCAGGGCGACAGCUACGGCUCUGACCUUAUGACUCCCGACUACACCAAGCUGGACCUGGGCGGAGGGGGGAUCUCCGCAGCAGCCGCCACCACCUCCCUGCCCAGCUUCAACGUCUUUGUGGAGGGCAGCUACGAGCCCAAAUCGUCCUGCCUCUACCAGAUGCCCGUGCACCGGCCCACCAUCAAGAAGGAGGAGGAGAGCUACCCCACCGCCCCGCCACUGGAGGCCAUGUCCUCCUCCUCCAUGUACUUCAAACAGUCGCCCCCCUCCACCCCUACCACGCCCUCCCUGCCUCACCAGCAAGGCUCCUCCUUCCUGUGGGACGACAGCCCCCACUCGCUGGCCCCGCCGUCCCACUCCCACGCCAUGGGCUCCAGCCUAGACUCGGCCAAUAUCAAAUCCCCCCGCUUCCCCCACUACUACCAGCACUCGCCGCCCCACAGCGGCGGCGGCUACGAGAACCUUGGUGGAGUGGGGCUAGUCCGCACUUCGUCCUCCUCGUCCUCCUCGUCCUCCUCGGUGCCCCACUCCCACGGGCCGGCUCUGGAGCAGCACAUGUACCAGCUGCACCGCGGCGGCGGCGGCGGGGGCGGCCUGGCCUUCCGCUCCCUGGCCCUGGGGCCCUGUGCUCCCCUGCUUGGGGACAGCCUGCCCUCGCCCCCCUCUCGGGGCCCGACAGGGGAGGGCACCUGCGCAGUGUGCGGAGACAACGCCGCCUGCCAGCACUACGGCGUGCGCACCUGCGAGGGCUGCAAGGGCUUCUUCAAGCGAACAGUCCAGAAAAAUGCCAAGUAUGUCUGUCUGGCCAGUAAGAACUGUCCGGUGGACAAGAGGAGACGCAACCGCUGCCAGUAUUGUCGCUUCCAGAAGUGCCUGAGCGUUGGCAUGGUCAAGGAAGUGGUACGCACAGACAGCCUGAAGGGUCGUCGAGGCCGCCUGCCUUCCAAACCAAAGAGCCCCCUGCAGUCGGAAGCCUCUCCCCCCUCCCCGCCCCUCAGUCUGCUCUCCGCCCUGCUGCGGGCCUACUCCCACUGCACGCCCCGGGACCUGGACUACAGCCAGUUCAGCGCGGCGGACCCCCCCACGUCCUCCUCCGACGCCCAGCAGAUCCAGCUCUUCUAUAGGCUGCUCACCAUCUCCAUGGAAACCACGCGGUGCUGGGCCGAGCGGCUGCCCGGGUUCUCCGAGCUCCACCGCGAAGACCAGAACUUGCUCAUAGACUCUGCCUUCCUGGAGCUCUUCGUCUUGCGGUUGGCUUACAGGUCAAUGCUGUCAGAAGACAAGCUGGUGUUCUGCAAUGGAUUGGUGCUGCACAGGUUCCAGUGCCUUCGUGGCUUCGGAGAGUGGCUGGACUCCAUCAGGGACUUCUCCUCCCACCUGCAGAACCUAAACCUGGACGCCUCCGCCUUCUCCUGCCUCGCCACCCUGGUGCUGCUCACAGAGCAAGUCCCCGGUCUGAAGGAGCCCAAGAGGGUGGAGGAGCUACAGAAUAAAGUGAUCUGUUGUCUAAGGGACCACCUGGGUUUCGGCUCUUCCUCCUCCUCCUCCUCCUCCUCCUCCUCCAAGGCGGCCCCUGCGCUGAACCGUGUCCUGGGCCUGAGGACGGAGCUGCGGUCACAGAGGACCCAGGGCCUCCAGAGGAUCUUCUACCUGAAGCUGGAGGACCUGGUGCCCCCGCCGCCUCUCGUCGACAAGUUCCUGGACACGCUGCCGUACUGAUGCGGACUGCGCUUGCGCCCCCCAUGGCGUGCCCACAGUCCCUGUUUAAGCUCCAGCAGCCCCCCUCCAGCCGUCCCCCGCCACCCAGGAGCACGCUACCCACACGUCCCCAAAGAGAGAAACAGAACCACGACUCACGCGCUCACUCCCCCUCCGCUUAUAUGCAGAGCAGAGAGUGAGCCGAUGAAAAAAAAAACGUUCUCACCCAAAAAGGCACUCGAGGGAACUCUCAGUAGGCUGCUUUCUGCGCGGUGUCUGAGGCGAUUCAUACAACGCCUUACCACUUGUUUAUCUCCCCCACUCUGUUUCAAACCCUCCUGUGUGGACUGCGAGGACGGAUGGGGGGGUUGGCUGGGAUAAUAGGACAUUCUAUGCCCCCUCCCCCCCCUUCUCUUCAUGUGGGUCGCUGCUCCACUGAAUUUAGGACCACUGAUCAGAGUGUUCCCGCCUAGCGUGCCCAGGCUACAGCUCCUUCUGGAGGGACGCUUGUCACUUUGACAAAUAGCUAAGGCUGAGUAAGUGUAAGAAUGUUGUUAUUGUUUUGUUUUUUAUCUGCCCGUGUCCCAGGGACAGUGUGACUUGUGUUCCUCCUUUGAAAAAGUGAGGUUACUGCAAUUCAUCAUCCGAUGCUCUACGGUGAAAGUAACGUGUUGAGUCAGAGGACUCAGAUAACUCACACGAAACACGCACACACGCACGCACACGCACAUGCACACACACACACACACACACACACACACACACACACACACACACACACACACACACACACACACACACACACACACACACACACACACAGGUGGCUGUCAAAUUUGGCUCUUAUAUCUAAGUGCAAUUUCUAAGUGCUAUGUUAUUGAGUAAAAAAGAAAAUAUAAUGAUCCAGAUGGAAAAAGAAUGAUUCUUUUCAUAUAUUUCAACUCUAAAUUAUUUUAAUACUAAGACUUGUUGGGUACUGUCUGAAACUGUCAGAGAGUGAGUCUCUGAUUGAGUACAGGACACGCACUAACCACUGACGACUCAGUCAACCUGACCUGAACUUGCUGUAGUGAUGUUAGUUUGUUUGUUUUAGUUAAAACUUUGAUUUUAGUUUGUAACGACUCAUUUGAGAACGACAAGUGGAGAAAAUGAACAUCAUUUUAUUUGGGCAGAAUUUUUGGCUUGAAAAGCACUUACACCCCAAUUAGGUCUAUGAGCGCCC
This is a messenger RNA of Gadus morhua (Atlantic cod), 3541 nucleotides long. RefSeq names its product nuclear receptor subfamily 4, group A, member 3 (gene nr4a3). The transcript has 9 exons. The coding region runs from base 484 to 2340 and encodes 618 amino acids. The record is from RefSeq and is a predicted model, not a curated record. Gene Ontology annotation, molecular function: RNA polymerase II cis-regulatory region sequence-specific DNA binding; zinc ion binding; nuclear glucocorticoid receptor binding. NCBI's taxonomy places the organism in Eukaryota, Metazoa, Chordata, Actinopteri, Gadiformes, Gadidae. Gene Ontology annotation, cellular component: transcription regulator complex; nucleus. Gene Ontology annotation, biological process: regulation of transcription by RNA polymerase II; cellular response to corticotropin-releasing hormone stimulus.